AUGUGCGAAACUUUCAGCGUUCCGUCAGCGAGGAUCACAAAGUGUGUUGCUUUCCAGGACAAUAGCAGCCGAGUAGUGACUUGCAUGUGGGAUGGCGGAAUCAGAGUGUGGGAAGUUUUAAAACGCCGCACUCUGGUUACCGUGCCCCAGGCCCAUGCUCAGAAGAUCAUCGACUGCGAUGUGAGCAACAACUGUCUGUGGAUUGCGUCAGCAUCGCAGGACGCCACCUGCAAACUGUGGUCUUCAGACGCCGACGUUUGCCUGGGCAAAAUCAUUCACUUGCCAUAUGCCGUUACCUGCUGUCGCUUCUCCCCCACCGACGACUACCUGAUGACGGGUGACGCUGCCGGCGAAGUACGAAUGUUCUCGUUGCCCCACGGAACUUUUUGCCAUAAACUGUCUGGCCAUUCAUCAGCGGUAUCCGAAAUUCGGUUCCUGAAUACCAGUCCCGAAGUUUGCAUGUCUUGCGCAUCCGAAAUUAAAUUUUGGAGUCUUAACAAAGAAAAACCCCUACGGUCAUAUCCGCUAAGUUGUCCUAGUUCGAGAAAGGUUGCUUUGCUGACCAGCAAUCUUAUAGUUAUCGCUGACAAUGGUGGAAGGCUUUACGUCUUAUCAGCUCUUACCCGGGUGUCACAUGAUACCUAA
This is a messenger RNA of Soboliphyme baturini, 645 nucleotides long. Lineage: Eukaryota; Metazoa; Nematoda; Enoplea; Dioctophymatida; Soboliphymatidae. The record is from the annotation of a GenBank genome assembly.